Didymosphaeria variabile is the source of this 822-nucleotide messenger RNA. RefSeq lists its product as uncharacterized. The record is from RefSeq and is a predicted model, not a curated record. The transcript has a single exon. The coding region runs from base 1 to 822 and encodes 273 amino acids. Lineage: Eukaryota; Fungi; Ascomycota; Dothideomycetes; Pleosporales; Didymosphaeriaceae.
AUGACCGCUAAUAUAAAACUUAUAACAGGCUGGGCUUCUUGUCAAAUUGGAUAUUCCACGACCAACGGUAGCUGUCUUGAACCUGGAGGCAGAGACGACUGGGGAACCUUCUUCCGCUUCUACCGCCGGAACGCCACGAUCACCUUCUCUCGUUCAGACUUCGACAUCCUCGAUGUUGACGACAUGUCCGACCCACAGCCUCAGAACAUAACGUCAGCCACGCUCUUUACUGCUCUAGACGCCAUACUGUACCGCCCAGAUCGAGCCGAUGAUGCGCUGAAGUUUUACGACAUCAGAUCCGCGGAAUAUCUCUUGACACAAACCAUUGGAGUUCAGCUGUGGUACUCUCUGCAUAACAACACGUCUGGACUCAAGAUUGGCCGAGACUGGUUGAGGAAUCUCGUCACGCUGCCAGUGUACGUAUUUCAGCCCACAUACUUAGAGCUUGUGCCAUACCUUCAACCACUUCCAGCAGACAAUGGCACGGAGCCGCAACCCAAUCUACCAGCGGAGAAUUAUGUUGAGGGAUCUUACUGCAUUAUGAACAAGCGUUCUAUCCCCGGUCGCGGGACUGUGUACGCGUAUACGGCUGUUGCGGGACUAUUAUUGGCCGUCGUCAUCAUUGCGAAAACGAGAGCACUGCGGUGGAACGACACGGCCACGAGUGACUUCGCGGUACUUGACUAUCACGUUUUGACGAAGGUCGUGGACGCUAAAGGGGACGAAAUCUCCUUGAGGGAGGAAUUGCGCAGUGCGGGUAGAGAUUAUGGUACGAGUGCACUCCUAGACAAAAUAUCCGACUUACGUGUCGGAUUGAGGUGA